Molecule: messenger RNA, 1131 nt
Organism: Glarea lozoyensis ATCC 20868
Lineage: Eukaryota; Fungi; Ascomycota; Leotiomycetes; Helotiales; Helotiaceae
Exons: 4
Coding region: 1-1131 (376 amino acids)
Source: RefSeq, a predicted model, not a curated record
AUGACGUUCAGAGCAUGGUUUGUAUGGUUAGUAAUGGCUUGUGUUGCGACUUUGUGCUUCGCUGAGGUUAAAAUGCGUCGAAAGAUACGGAUCCUCCCGUUCCAAGCACCUCCAAAACCAAAACUCAAGGGACCUCGCAAAAAGCCUAGAACAGGUGAAGAAGAAAUCAAGAUCGACCCCAUCAGAGAACAAGCAAGGAUUGAGAAGAAAAAGUUGAAAGCUGGACGGCGGCCGAAGCAAUACAAACACAGUCUCUCUGAAGGAUAUACCGGUGUCGAUCUCGACCAUUUCCAUUUAUAUAACAAAUUACCCAUCGAGUUGCGGACGAUGAUUUUGAAGCACGCAGCAGUUCCCCGAAAGAUCUGCUUGCAUUUCCGAUGGAUGAGGCAGGACGGUAAGCCUAAAGGACAGAAAUUUGCUCUCAAGUGGCAGACCGAUGUACCUGCGAUGCUUGCCGUCGACCGAGAGACGAGAACGCUUGCAAAACUUUUCUACAAACCGCUCCUUCAUAUUUCACUUGGAGGUCUCGUUGUGUAUUUCAAUUACGAGACGGAUAUUCUCUAUUUUGGAAGAAAGCUGUUGAAAGACGUUAGACUGUUGAAACAAUGGUUCAGCAACAGCUUCAACCUUUCUAGUUCCAACACUCCGGAGCGAAUGGCUGAGGUGAAGCUCAUGUGUAAAAAUGUACGACACAUCGCGAUCAACAACUUACAGUGGUUGCCAGAUCUGGCGUUAAUACUCGGCGAAUUCCAGCACCUGCAGACUAUCACAUGUUACCACAAGGAAGAAUACGAAAUCGAAGACAACGUCAGAGUAGGGGACACGAAAUUUCUUGAGUUUUGGAAGCAGAAGGCCAUCGAUAGAAAACAGACGGACUACAAGACACCUGUUUUCAACUUUAGCAAAACCUUUUGGCAAGAGUAUACUGAUGUCUCCCCCAAAGCUAUAAGAAGGCGACAGCGAAGGAAGGAGAAGAUAGAACAUCGAAGGGACCUCCUCUUCCGUAUGGCUUGUAAGGCUGGUGACUCCGGUCCAAAUCGUCGUAAGCGGACGGUGGUGGAAGUCAAACCAUACAAUUGGUGGGUAAAGGAUGAAGAAACGGAUAAAAGUGCUACGGCUUCUGAGAAAUAA